UUGGGCAAUUAGAGACUCUACAGUUGCGUGUCUUCGUCACCACAUGUUGUCAUCAAUCUACAGGAAGUACCUUUAGAAAAUCAACAAGCAGAUGAAAAGUUCAUUAGGAUGGGUGUUCGUUUAGAAGUGUUUCGGAUGAUGCUGUAUUUGUCGUUUCCUGUAACAGUCUUUUGGAUCUCCAAUCAAGCAGAAUAUUUUGAGGAGUAUGUCAUUAAACGAAAGAGGGAGAUCUUUCCUCCAGAAGAGAAGCUGCAAAGGAAAGAACUUGAAGAUUUUAAGGAGAGAAUGAGGUUAAGAAGAGAGCAACAAUUGCUGAAGAAGCUGGAUACCCUAAAGGAAGAUUAAUGUGUUCUUGCGAACAUUUCUAGACCCUUGUACUUAAAUAAAAUUUUCUGGUUCCUUAAAUACCAUAUAUGCUGUUUUCAUACCUUGACAGUCUGGAUAUACAAGCAACUGAAAGUGCUGGUCUAGCAUUUGAGACUCCAGUCAUUUGAUGACUUUUUUGGAGGGUUUUAAUUUAUUGAAGGUAUUAUUUCACCAACUGUUACAAUAUAAAGCUGUUUAAAAUUAUUUAUAUUCUUUAUAUCUGAAUAAAGAAUGUUCCAUUAGUUGAGAUGUUCAUCAGAAAAAUGAAAAUGUACACAGUUCAGAAUAUUUUUUUUAAAUGCUUCUUUACAUGCCCCAGUGUAAGGCCCCAGUGGCCUAAUGGAUAAGACAUUGGCCUCCUAAGCCAGGGAUUGUGGGUUCAAGUCCCAUCCUGGAUGAUAUAAUCUUGAGUAUGGGGUCCUGGGUUCAAGACCUGUAAAGGCUAUUUAUUAUAAGUGGAUGGGAAAUGCACCCCGGGGAUCACUUCUGUGGCUCUGCUCGACAGGGGCACAGGAAAAUAACUUUCUUGGGUGGCGUAAGCCAGGGAACCUUGCUGGCUAGGCUUACUUAGGCCCUUGAGCCGAUAGCCUAGUACCUAUGCCAAAAUGUUUUGAUUGAAGUGUGAGCUGCACAUUUCUGCCUCACAUCAACUGGUUCUCCAGUUUCUUUCCAACUGACAUACAUGCCUUCUCUGUACAGUUUGCAUAUUCUCUGCAUCUUUAUGGGGGUUUUGCUAAGUGCUGCAUCCCAAAAAUGUGCUGUAGGUGAGUUUGUGAUCCCCCAAAUUGUCCAUAAGUUUGUGUCCCAUCAAGGAUUGACUUCUCUGUCUUGCAACAGGUGGAUGCCAGGAUAAGCUUCUCUCCCGCUAACUUGAGUUGAAUAAAGUAGAUAAUUAGAGAAUGAAUGGAAUUCCUGGGUGUUUAUCAGCUGCACGUGUUUUCUUUUUGAGAAGCGACUAGACUCCUCUUUGUUGUUUUGCUAAAGUAUCACAUUUGUACCAGCACUGUGGUGUUUGAAAUGAAGACAUCCCUAUUAUAGCUAAGUAGAUUUUUUUUGUACAAGUGCCUGCCACUUUGCACAUUCAUUGUAGUUCCAAUAAAUAAACAAGCCUUGCUUAAUAAAUAUUAUUUUGUGGCUGA
This is a messenger RNA of Protopterus annectens (West African lungfish), 1505 nucleotides long. Its product is annotated as protein PET100 homolog, mitochondrial. The transcript is spliced from 4 exons. NCBI's taxonomy places the organism in Eukaryota, Metazoa, Chordata, Ceratodontiformes, Protopteridae. Bases 109 to 345 code for a protein of 78 amino acids. Gene Ontology annotation, cellular component: mitochondrion; mitochondrial inner membrane. Gene Ontology annotation, biological process: mitochondrial respiratory chain complex IV assembly. The record is from RefSeq and is a predicted model, not a curated record.